This is a messenger RNA of Aspergillus udagawae, 2862 nucleotides long. RefSeq names its product argonaute/piwi family protein. Bases 1 to 2862 code for a protein of 953 amino acids. The transcript is spliced from 3 exons. Gene Ontology annotation, molecular function: RNA binding; protein binding. The record is from RefSeq and is a predicted model, not a curated record. NCBI's taxonomy places the organism in Eukaryota, Fungi, Ascomycota, Eurotiomycetes, Eurotiales, Aspergillaceae.
AUGGAUCACGCCCAAAAACACGACGAGCCACAUUUGAGGACAACAGCGAGCAUUAUAAAGGAAGUGGGACUCUCUCAUACCACCCGAUUCCCCCCACGUCCAGGCUAUGGAAUUUCGGGAGUCCCUACUGUUCUACGAGCCAAUUACUUUGAGUUGACGCUGGAUCCUGACCUCCGCCUGUAUCGGUACAACGUCGAAAUUUGUCCACCAGCGAAUGGUAUGGCAAGCAGAGCUCGGCUGGCCCCAAUACCGAAGCGUGUCAUGCUCUCCCUGUUACGGACACACUUUUACCAGGAACAAUCCAAUAUUGCGACUGAUGGCCACCAAACCUUUAUAUCGAGGCGUCGUCUUGAUAUUCCCGAUCAGCCCCUACGUGUCUGUUCCGAUACAAACGAUACCUACCACCUCCGGGUUCGAUAUACCGGCACCCUCGCAUCAGACGAACUUGUGGCUCAAUCAACAUCGGGCAACAGAGAGGAGAGGAUGGUUUGUCAAACACUACCUGCCAAAGACGAAUUCAUUCAAGCGCUUAACAUCAUCGUCGGCCACUAUCCCCGGUACGCCUCUUCGCAGUUUGUUUCAGUGGGCUCCAACAGGCACUUCGACAUAAACGACAGGCCAAUCAGCCUGGGAGCCGGCCUGAACGUCUUGAGGGGCUUAUUUGUGUCGGUUAAAGUCAUCGAUAAUCGGUUAUUGGUAAACAUCCAACCAAAGUAUGCUGCAUACUACGAGGCGCAGCGCCUCGACCGGCUAAUAGCGGCAUUUUUGCGCGACAAGGGCCCCGAUAUGGGCCAGCUAGCAGUGUACCUUCGAGGCCUGCGCGUUCAACUUCUUCAUCUCAAAUCGAAGAUGAGGGGCCGGAGAUCUCUGCCACGGAUCAAGACAAUUUUCGGGCUGGCAAUGCCCGGGGACGGGAGGAACUUGGCCUAUCCUCCCAUCGUGCGCCGUCCUGGUGGCGGAGCUCAAGAGGUCCUGUUCUUUCGACAGAAUAACUCGACCUCACAACCCCGGAUGAGAAGUCCAACGCAAAGGAAAAGCCCGAUAUCGGAAGGCUAUAUGACAGUGUCAGCGUAUUUUCAGGAAGCACAUGGGGUUAUCCUCCACGAUCCGUACCUCCCUGUCGUCAACACCGGGAGCCAGGCCAGUCCAUCAUAUCUCCCUCCAGAGGUGUGUUGGGUUGUGCCUGACCAGCUGUCGCGAACUCCACUCAGUCCUUUGCAUACUCGUCAAUUGCUUCGGUUGAUCGAGGGUAAUAGCGGCAAGGAUCGAACCUUGAGAGAAAACAAGAGCUGGGACAGUCGGCAUUGGCAACAAGGGCUGACAAGGAAGAUCGAACGACUAUUAGGGCCGCCUGAUGGUGUGGCAUGCUUGCGUUCUUUCGGAUGCUCCGUGAAUGAAACCAUGAUCACUGUACCUGCCCGCACACUCUCCGCGCCGGCGGUGCAUUAUGGUCAUGGAAAGAAGAUCCUGACUCAGGCAGCCACAUGGAAUCUGCAAGGGGUCCAAUUCUUGACACCAGCACGCGUCAGAUGCUGGACUGUCAUGUCGAUCUUGAACCAUAAGCCAAGGGCAAAAUAUGAUCCACGGUUGGUAGAACGCGCCCUGGCUGGAUUUCGCGACAAAUUAAUCGCCCUUGGCAUUGCAGACUGCCCACCCCACGAACCCGGCGUCGAAGUUGACAUGUCAGCUUGGGGGACCUACCAGGAAGGCCCUUGUGGUCCGCGGGAACAAAUGCACAGAUUUCUCCGUUCUUGGGGUGGUCAGGCCCGGCAAAAUGAACCCAAGUCCUUUUUCAUGCUAGUCUCUCUUCCAGAGCCAGACGAGACUCUUUACAGUCUGAUCAAGUACCUUUGUGAUGUCCAGUACGGUAUUCCUAAUAUUUGUGUUGUGGGGGAGAAGCUCAUCCGCGCAAACGAUCAGUUUCUCGCCAACCUCGCCCUCAAAGUCAACCUAAAACUGGGGGGCUGCAACCACAUCCCCAAGAGCCUUGGCACAAACCUCGAGCGAACGAUGGUGAUUGGGAUUGAUGUGUCACAUCCAACGCAAGAGCCUAGCCCCUCCAUGCGACAUUCAGCGCCAAGCGUGGCGGCCAUGGUGGCCUCUGUCGAUGGCGGAUCCCUGUCCCAGUGGCCAGCUGCGGUGGCUGUGCAGGAGUCAAGGCAAGAGAUUGUGACUGGUAUAGACCGGCUACUGAGGUCGCAGCUACGUCUGUGGCAGGAACACAACAAUGGCACUCUGCCAGAGAACAUCCUGAUCUACCGCGACGGCGUGUCGAACUCGCAAUACAAAGCCGUCCUCGACAUCGAAUAUACCCUUCUCCGCAAAGCAUGCGAUGAAAUAUACUGUCCUGGGAUAGAGGCGAAUUCCCACCAUCCUCAUGGCUGCAGACCCGGUCGAAAACCGCACAUAUCGAUCGUGAUAGUGGGAAAGCGCCAUCAUACGAGGUUCUACCUAGAUCAGGCAGGUCGGGGGAGACAGAAUCCCCGCAAUGGCACCGUUAUCGAUCGUGGAGUGGUCGACGAUGGACUAUGGGACUUUUACCUCCAGUCGCAUACAGCGGUGCGCGGUACUGCCCGGCCUUGCCACUAUGUAGUCAUUUACGAUGAAAUCUUUCGACGCGCUCCAGACGGAGAUGACGGUUUGUCUCUUGUGGCGGAUGAUCUGCAGACGUUAACGCACGGGCUGUGCUACGGAUAUGGUCGGGCAACCAGGGUGCCUAGUGUGGUUCCGCCAGUGGUCUAUGCAGAUCUGGUUUGUUCCCGUGUGCAAUGCUAUCUCAACUACCUUCGAGACCAGGGGCAAGAGGCACCUGAUCGGGUUGACCUCCAUCCUGCUGUUCGAGAUACCAUGUUCUAUAUUUGA